Messenger RNA from Microdochium trichocladiopsis, 1563 nucleotides. Its product is annotated as metalloprotease. The record is from RefSeq and is a predicted model, not a curated record. Gene Ontology annotation, molecular function: metalloendopeptidase activity. Gene Ontology annotation, biological process: proteolysis. The coding region runs from base 229 to 1452 and encodes 407 amino acids. The transcript is spliced from 3 exons. NCBI's taxonomy places the organism in Eukaryota, Fungi, Ascomycota, Sordariomycetes, Xylariales, Microdochiaceae.
CCUUCCGCGACCAGAUUCACACCUGUGCCACCACAUCAGACCCAAAGUCCAUAUGGCCUGGCAGGUACGACCUGGCACGCAGUCAACAUGAGUCAACUCAGGCUUGACCGUUCAUAAAGAGGAGCUCGCCUCCAAGCCAUCCAUCCAUCUCCCCUUGACUCCAUCGCCAGAAUUGCACCGUCAUCAGACAGAUAUCGUUAUCACACAUCCCAACCCAACCAUUACACCAUGGCUCACCACCGCUGCUUUGUCGUUCCCCCUUAUCUCCUCAGUGCCAUUGCCGACAGCUCCCACAACAGCGACGCCCUGCGCGAGUCGGCUCGUCGUGCCCUCCAGCACCAGACCGGCUAUGCAGAACAACGGCAGCUCCGCCUCCAGCUCGUAGAGGCCGAGGCCAACACCGUCGCUCAUCCCCAGCAUACCGAAGGCGUCGUUCCUCUUUACCUGCUCCAGAGCAUUGCUGACAGCCCCCACAACUCUGCUGAACACAGAGAAGCUGCUCACCACACCCUCGGCACCGAGCAGCAGCAUAUCGGGGAGUCAUCCAAGCCAAAGCUUCCCCACAAACUUCACAUCCACCGGGCCAUCUAUGAUGCUCAGCACAGCAUGAACGAGGCCAGCCUGCCCGGCGAGGUUUGUAGGGUCGAGGGCCAGCAAGCUGUGAAGGACGAUUCGGUCAACGAGGCAUACGAAAACACGGGCAAGGUCCUCGACUUCUAUGCCAAGCUCUUCCACUGGAACAGUUAUGACAACAAGAAUGCUCCGGUCAAGAGCUCUGUACAUUUCGGCAAGCAUUACGAAAACGCCUUCUGGGACUCCGAGGCCCGUCAGAUGGUCUACGGCGACGGCCACGACUUUCUCACCAACUUUACCGGCGCUGUCGACGUAAUUGGUCACGAACUGACACACGCCGUCACGGAGCACACCUCGCGACUUGCGUACGUCGGGCAGGCAGGAGCUCUGAAUGAGAGCGUGUCCGAUGUAUUCGGCAUCAUGAUCAAGCAGCUCGUCCAGAACGAGAAAGCCGAAGACGCCGACUGGCUCAUCGGUGAAGACUGCAUCUGCCCUGGCGUCAAGGGCGUGGCACUGCGAAGCAUGAAGGCUCCAGGCACCGCCUACAACGACCCGCGCUUCGGCAAGGACCCCCAGCCAGCACAUAUGCGCGACUACCGUGUCACCACAGUGGACAACGGUGGCGUCCACCUGUACAGUGGCAUCCCCAACAAGGCCUUCCAGCUGACUGCUGUCGGACUCGGCGGCUACAGCUGGGAGAAGGCAGGCAAGAUCUGGUGGAAGACGGUGACUGGCGGACUUAUUGGCCCCAACUGCAACUUCCUCCGGUUUGCCGAUGCAACCGUAAAUGUUGCCGAGAAGGAAUUUGGCGAUGAGGCUGCCACAAUUGUGCGCAAUGCGUGGAAGCAGGUCGGCGUCGUACGAAAGGAGCAUGCCUAAGCUACAACUGUGGGAAACGUGGCUCUUGUACACUCAGAGACGGAUUGACUGCUUCUGUAUCCAUAGACUACUAGACUGAUUAUUGAAUUCAAGUGAAAGUGUUACAUACUA